This is a messenger RNA of Frankliniella occidentalis (western flower thrips), 6552 nucleotides long. RefSeq names its product collagen alpha-1(I) chain (gene lgs). The coding region runs from base 286 to 5106 and encodes 1606 amino acids. The transcript is spliced from 8 exons. The record is from RefSeq and is a predicted model, not a curated record. NCBI's taxonomy places the organism in Eukaryota, Metazoa, Arthropoda, Insecta, Thysanoptera, Thripidae.
AGCAAAGAACUGAGGCCUAAUGUUUUUUCUGUUUUAUUACACCAGGAGGAAGGAGGUUUAAAUGGUACUGAAGACAUUAAACCUAACAUUAUUGGAUCUACAAAUAGUGGUACUGUCAACUCCUCAUCCUGUGAUCCCCCAGAUUCAUCCACAGAUCUAGGUCUGGAUUCAUCAGAUAUUAAACCUGGUGACACAAGUUUACAGGAUGGCUCUCCUUCCUGCAAAAUCCCGAAGACUGAAGACCCUAGUAGUAGUCAUGAAUUUGGUUCAGAUCUAUGUGAUAGUAUGGGGCUGUCAGGAGACAGUGGUCCGCAGGGUCCCCCAGGCAGUACGGCAGGGGGUACCUGUUCCAUGGGCGGACCGAUGGGAGGCCCUGGGGGACCACCUGGCCCAACACCUCCCCUCCCUCCCACAAGUGGUCCCUCCAUGGAUGGUCCCACCAUUCAACCUUUAGCUAGCAAUGUAAUGGGCAAGCAACAGCCCUCAAGUAUGGAAGCACAGUACAUGCAGCAACAAAGUCAAAUCUUUGUGUUUUCAACAACUCUAGCCAAUAAAUCCGCAGAAGCUGUGCUGCAGGGUCUAUACCCUUCCAUCAUUGCAUAUCACUGCUCACAGCCGGGCACUAAAAAAUAUCUAGAGAAACAUCCGUUAAGAAUGAAUCAGUUCAAUCGCCAAAAUCCCGCUCAAUGGCUGAACAAUCUGGCUCAGAUGAAGCAAAAAGGUGGACCUGGUGGACCUGGGGGCCCUGGAGGUCCCAUGGGUCCAAGUGGUCCAAUGGGACCUGGAGGUUCAAUGGGCCCUGGAGGGCCUGGAGGGCCGAUGGGCCCAGGUGGUCCGAUGGGACCCGGAGGCCCGAUGGGACCCGGAGGCCCGAUGGGACCCGGUGGUCCCAUGGGACCUGGAGGUCCAAUGGGGCCUGGGGGUCCAAUGGGACCAGGCGGUCCAAUGGGACCUGGAGGUCCGAUGGGCUCUGGAGGGCCUGGAGGUCCGAUGGGCCCUGGAGGGCCUGGUGGUCCCAUGGGCCCUGGAGGGCCUGGAGGUAUGGGCGGACCGAACAAAUGUGGGAUGAUGGGAGGACCCGGCGGCCCUAUGUCUGGUCCAGGAAUGGGCCCUAAUUGUGGGCCGAUGGGGCCUGGAGGACCCAUGGGAGGCGGGCCAAUGGGUGGAGGUCCUAUGGGUGGCUCAUUCUCAGGCCCCGAUAGCGGACCUAUGGGACCUGGAUGUGGACCUAUGCCCAUGUGGAAUCAGGGUUCCUCUGGUGGACCCGGUGGACCUAUGAUGGGUCAAGGUCAAGGUAUGAACGCUAACUGUGGACCGAUGGGACCUGGCGGACCCAUGUCGGGUCCUGGCCCGCGCCCUGCUGGGCCCACUGCUGGUCCAGGAGGACCACCCUCGGGCUCGGGAGGACCUAGUGGUCCUGGAAACGGGCCGAAUGCACCUGGAGGUCCGGGUGGACCAGGCAGCCAGGGAGGCCCAGGAAAUGGGCCAGGACCUGGUGGACCAAGUGCUGGAACGGGCCCACCGGUGUCUGGAGCGGGGCCGCCCACCCCGUCUGGGCUGAACGGUCCAACGGGAGAUGAAGCCUCUUUACUAGCUGAUCUGAACAAUCCACUUGGACCUCACUCGUCUCUGCAAGGUGUGAAAGUUCCUGAUGAAAACCUAACACCUCAGCAGCGGCAACACCGCGAGGAACAGCUGGCGACUUUGAGAAAAAUGCAGCAGAUGCUUUUCCCCGAGAAUCAGGGUGGCCCUGGUGGACCACCUGGCCCAAUGGACUGGCAAAAAAUGCAGCAAAUGCAGCAGAUGUUGGAUCAAAAGAAGGGAGGCGGCAACAUGGGGCCCAACAUGAUGGGUCCCAAUGGACCUAUGAUGGGUCAAAAUGGACCUGGCAUGGGGCCCGGCGGCCCUGGAGGAAUGGGCCCCAACGGAUCAAACAUGGGACCUGGAGGAGCUGCUAUGGGUCCGGGCGGCAUGGGGCCUGGAGGCAAUUCUUUGGGUCCCGGAGGCAUGGGUCCUAAUGGCCCUGGUAUGGGCCCUGGAGGCAUGGGACCUAACGGCCCUGGUAUGGGUCCUGGAGGCAUGGGGCCCAACGGACCCGGAAUGGGACCCAACGGGCCUGGGAUGGGACCCAAUGGGCCUGGAAUGGGUCUGAUGGGACCAGGCAUGAUGAUGGGGCCCGGCAUGAUGGGCCCUGGGGGCCCGAGGCCCGGCGGCCCCAGAGCGCAGGGCCCGCCGCCCCCGUACCACCAGACCCCGCGCUCGGCGAGCGUGCCCAUCGCAGCGCCUUCGCCCACACCCGGCUCCCCCAACAACCCCACUUCAAACCUCUCGCUGCCGUCGCCGAGAACUUCGUCGGGACUGAACUCUCCCGCCGAGCCCAACCGGUCCGGAGCGGGCGGCGCGGGUGCGACCGACUCGCCGAGUGCCUCGCGGGCGCACAACCCCAGCAACCCGGGCACGCCCGUGUCGUGCACGCCGACGCACAUGUCGCCCCCCGCCAGCCGCAAGGAGGGCUCCCCCCACACGGGCAGUGGGGCGCCGCCGCCGCAGCAGAGUCCCGAUGGCAUGUUCUGUCGAACGUUACAAUCGUUAGCUCAGCAGCAACAGCAGCAGCAGCAGCAACAACAGCAACAACCUGGCAAAGAACCGAACUUAAUGCCAGUACCAUCACCUCAACAAAUACAAUAUUUAAAUGCUUUUGAAGGUCAGGAACUGACAAUACAAAAGCAACCAAACACAAGUCUGAAGGAACCCAACAUUUUAUCACCCCCGCUUGACGGUGGCCUCCCCGACCCCAGCGGCCUACGCGAGCCCGGCACCCCGCUGACGCCCUCGUUCCCCGCGACGCCGGGCGACAACAGCCGCUUCCCGCUACCGAGUCCUCACACUCCUGGGGGCGGCCCCGGUGGCGCUCCGGACAAGCAGCAAGGUCGUUUCCCCGGGUCAGGGUCCCGGACGCCCGUAUCGUCGGCGGACACCCCCAGCAAGAGCGGCCCCUGCCCGAGCCCCAGCGUUGACGGCAUGGGUCCGCCGAGGUUCAUGGGCGGGCCGCAGGGCGGGCCGGCCUCGUCGCCCUCGCCCUUCUCGCAGCAGACGCCGCCCGGCAAGUCGUCUGGUGGCCUGAUGGACGUGUCUUCUCCCGGCAAGGACGGGUCCCCCAACAUGCCGCUUAACCCGAACAACAGCUCCGCGCCGACAGCCAACUCCAACUCGCAGAACUCCAAGGGCGGCAUGUUCGACCCCAUUUCCUCGCUAGCGCAGAUGAGCCAGCAGCUCUCCAACAACGUGUCGGGCUCGCCUGGCCCGAUGGGAGGCCCCGGCGGGCCGGGUGGCUCCAUGCUGCCCUUCAACUCGCCCACCGGCCCCAUGCACAUGAUGGGCAUGAACGACUUGGGCAUGCCGGACGGCGGCAUGGGCGGCAUGGGACCGAUGGACAUCCCCAACUCCUUCAGCCCCAUGGGGCCCGGUCUGGGCCCAAACAUGGGCAGCAACCCCGGAUCACCCAAGCCCCGCGGCCCGUCUCCAUUCCCCAACGUGCCAGGUGGCAUGCCCGGGGGUAUGCAGGGCGGCAUGCCUGGAGGAAUGCAGGGCGGCAUGCCCGGAGGAAUGCCGGGCGGUAUGCCUGGCGGCAUGCCUAUGGGGCCGGGAGGCAUGCCUCCGCGGAUGAUGGGCCGUCCAGGUGCACCCUCAGGACCAGGGGGUCCCAACCCUUUCAACGGCGCCAACGUGCAAGUGAAGGCCAGCGCCCCCAACACCAUCCAGUACAUGCCCGCCCGCCCGCAAAAUGCGGGCAGCGCGGGGCCGCGCGGACCACCCAGCCUCGACUUCCUGCAGAGGUUCGCCAACCCCGGACAAGGACCCGGCCAAGGACCCGGCCAAGGACAAGGACCCUUCCCCAACAGUUCGAGUGCGCCCAGCACGCCCACGUCGUGCGGCCCUAGUGGGCCAGGCGGGCAGGGGAACAUGGGCAACAUGAACGGAGGGAGUCCCUGUGGUAUGGGCAUGGGUCACAUGGGCAUGUCCGGCAGUCCGGGCAUGCAGGGUCCCAACACGCCUACCAGCGGGCCUGGAGGCCAAGGCCCUAACGGGCCAGGUGGCCCAGGCGGCCAGGGCCCCGGCACGCCCGUGUCACAAGGACCUAGCUCUGCGGGAUCCGGAGGACCUAUGUGUUCAACGGGACCUGGCUCAGGGCCCAACCCUAUGAUGGGGAUGAACAUGGGGGGGAUGGGGAUGGGCGGGAUGGGGAUGAGGCCUGGUGCGCCCAUGAUGGGCCCUGGGAAUCCGGGCAUGGGUCCUGGAAACUCUUCAAUGGGUCUCGGGAACCCCGGAAUGGGGCCUGGAAAUCCAGGAAUGGGUCCUGGCAAUCUUGGCAUGGGGCCAGGUAACCAGGGUAUGGGGAUGGGAGGUCCUAACAUGAUGUCUGGUGGUCCUGGAAUGAUGCCUGGUGGUCCAGGACAAAUGGGCGGUCGUGGUGGUCCUGGGAUGGGUCCUGGUGGUCCGGGUAUGGGUCCUGGGGGCCCUGGAAUGGGUCCUGGCGGACCUGGAAUGGGUCCUGGGGGCCCUGGAAUGGGUCCUGGCGGACCUGGAAUGGGGCCAGGAAUGGGACCUGGAAUGGGACCUGGAGGACCCGGAAUGGGACCUGGAGGUCCUGGAAUGGGGCCAGGAAUGGGGCCCGGAGGUCCUGGAAUGGGCCCAGGCGGUCCCAUGGGUAUGGGUGGGGGACCAAUGGGCAUGCCAGGAGGUCCUAUGGGCCCUAAUAGCAUGAGACCGAUGGGCCCAGGUGGACCGGGAGGCCCAGGUCAAUGUGGAAACAUGAUGGGUGGCAUGAUGAGGAUGCCUGGCAUGGGCAUGUAUCCUGGUCAACCUCAUGGAGGACCCAACCCCGGUGACAUGGGACCUAACAACCAAAUGUUUGUCCCUGGAGCAAAGGGCUCACCAAUGGACGCCAGUCAACCUUUACCUCCUUCAGGGGGCUACAAGAACUCUUCUUUUAUUGGUCCCACAACUGCAGACCCCAAUUAUGCUCAGCAGUUCCAUAACUUCCAACAGCAGCUGUAUGCAACAAAUACGAGAAGCAAUAACCAGUCGUUCUUCCUACCCAAGUGAAGUGUUCUGUCUCUUAGCCAUAUGUGAACCAGGUACUAGUCUGCUGCUCACAACUCGUAGGUUAGUGCCAACUAGUGUGCAAGGACCCUGAAUGGUUGUGUAAAUAUUGGUAAUCAUAAGUUAUGAACCAAAAGGGCACGUACAUUUAAUAUUGCUACAUAUUAUGAAACCAUCCGUCCACAUGAACACUUAAUGACAUGUACUAAUUGGUAACGUUUGAUUAGCAGUAUUGUGAACAAUUGUUAAGCCUUCUUAUUUAUUUUGGGCUUGUACUGGUUGGUCUUGAUAUAUUGCUUGUUUGAUAAUCAUUGAGAUGGCAAUAUUGACGGUGGCUUGAUACUCAUUUUUGACUGGUUUGUAUUUAUAUUAUGUAAUACUGUACAUUUUUGGCAAGCAAUCAUUGUGGCAUUCUAAUAAUACCAGAUUGUAAAGAUACAAAGUCUGCUCCAGGGUACAAAUUGACCUCUUUUAUUUUUAUAAAAAUGAAUGCCUUUUUAUUGCUUUUUAAUUCUUGUCUAGUGGCGUGUAGGGGUGUGUAAAGCUUUAAUCUGAGCUAGGCAGUACUAGAUUUAUGAGGCUCAUUUCAAACAUAGUCAGAUUUAAAAGACUUAUUUUAUGUAUGUGGUAAAUGAAUUGAACUGUAAAUCAUGGGGAGUUAUCAUAUCUGUCCAGGUGUGGUACAUUUGUUGUGAUGGAUUGUUUGUACUAGUAUUUAACUUUUUACAUUUAUUCAGUUUUUAAACAUUUAUUUCUAGUUAUGCUUGGCUCAAGUUUUUAUUUGACUGAAUUUUCUUAUCACACACCCCUGCAAUCCUUGUCAGUUUAGUUGUCUACCAUUAAAAUUAAAACUAUCCUGGUGUUAGAUCAUUGGUAUUGAGUCACUUAAUGAUUUAAGCAUAAAUAAAUUAAGCUUAGUGGUAUAUGGUCCGUGAUGGGAAUAAACCCAAAAGUGAUCAUUAGCCAUAUAUUUUUUGGGUACAUUACCCAAAAUAAGUUAUACUCCCAGAGAUUUUUGCUCUCUGUAAUUGUGACUGUUUUAAUUAAUAUUUCUUUUUAAAAGGUAGGAUUUUGAAUUGUUCUUUACUAUCUUCUAAGGAGUUGUUUACUUCUUGCCCACUUAAUUAAUUUUGAUAAAGGUAUCAAAAGUCAAUAGGAAUGAAAAUUGUACCUGAAAAACUUGGGAUAACCAAGUUAAAUUUAGCUGAAAACAGUAGACAUUCUUAGAGAUUUUUUUUUAAAAUGCCGACAACCCUUGGAGUGCUAAGCUAACAUGUUAACAUUGUUUUGCCCUCUUUUUAAAGAGUAUUUAAGGCCUAUUUGUUCUGAUUAUAUAUUAUUGUAUUUUUAUCUUUAUUAUUAUUUGCAGGUGACAAUUUUGUUAUCUGCAAACUACCGUGAGAUGUUGACUUUGAUGUAAAUAAAUCUGCAAUGAUUGAUCUGUGGUAA